AAGAGAGGGAGAGAAGCAGCUGUUGGAGGAGGAGAGUGAGACAAAGAAGGAGCGGGGGGCUGUCCUUACUUGCUCUUCACUGUGAGGACUGUAUGUGGGAGGAGGCAGAGCUGGAGAAAGAAGGGGUACAAGAAAGGAAAAGAGCAAGCAGGGACUGAGCAGUAUGUUUAGUGUGUAAAGAGGCAGAUCCAUCUGCUACUGAGUGUUUUGUAUAGUUGUGUAGGCAGCCUCUUCACCGGCCUCUCCUGUGCUUGCACAACCUGGGCUGAGGGGGACCAUGCAGCAGUGGUGGACUCUUCCCUGGCUCUGUGCUCUCCUGCUGGGGCUGAUGGGACUCCGGGUGUCCGGCUCAGACUUCCAGCAUCACCGGUAUGAGGACAUGGUACGAGCCCUGUUUGCAGUGCAGAACGAAUGCCCCUACAUCACACGCAUAUACAGCAUCGGGCGCAGCGUGGAGGGGCGCCACCUCUAUGUGCUGGAGUUCAGUGAUAACCCAGGCAUCCAUGAAGCAUUGGAGCCCGAGUUCAAGUACGUGGGCAACAUGCACGGCAACGAGGUGCUCGGCCGGGAGCUUCUCAUUAAGUUCUCACAGUUCCUGUGCGAGGAGUAUCGGGCCGGAAACCAGCGGAUCAUGAGGCUGAUCCAUGACACGCGCAUCCACAUCCUGCCCUCCAUGAACCCUGAUGGCUAUGAGGUGGCUGCCAGACAGGGUCCAGAGUUCAACGGCUACCUGGUAGGUCGAGGAAACUCCAGAGAAAUCGAUCUGAACCGCAACUUUCCAGACCUGAACGCCCUCAUGUACUACUACGAGAAAACCAACGGGCGAAACCACCACCUGCCACUGCCGGACAACUGGGAGCAUCAGGUCGAACCAGAGACUUUGGCGGUCAUCAAAUGGAUGCAAAACUACAACUUUGUUCUGUCGGCGAACCUCCACGGAGGAGCUGUGGUGGCCAAUUACCCCUUCGACAAGUCAAGAGACCCCCGCAUCCGAGGAAGGACCACUUAUGCAGCCACUCCAGAUGACAAAAUCUUCAGAAAGUUGGCGAGGACCUACUCGUACGCUCACAGCUGGAUGCACAAAGGCUGGAACUGCGGAGACUUCUUUGAUGAGGGUAUCACCAAUGGAGCCAGCUGGUACUCUCUGUCCAAAGGCAUGCAGGACUUCAACUACCUGUACACAAACUGCUUCGAGAUCACUCUGGAGCUGAGCUGCGCUAAGUUUCCUCCGGCGUCAGCACUGCCCAGAGAAUGGCUGGGCAACCGAGAAGCCCUGGUUUCAUACCUGGAACAGGUGCAUCAUGGGAUAAAAGGCAUGGUGUAUGAUGAGAACAACAAUCCUAUUGGAAACGCUGAAAUCUCAGUCUCUGGCAUCAACCACGACGUGACCAGCGGAGUGGAUGGUGACUAUUUCAGACUCCUGCUACCAGGAACCUACACCGUGACAGCCUCUGCAUCAGGUUACCUCCCGUCUACCAGCACUGUCACAGUGGGACCCGCUGAGGCCAUACAGCUUCAUUUUUACUUGAAAACAGCACCGAAACAAAACCUGAAAGGAAAGCCCCACCAUGGAAAGAAGAACCUCUCGUCUCCGAAGGCUCCCUUGAAGCUCGGCCCGAGAUGAGACAUGGACAAUAAACUGAGACGUCACACAAAACACACGUACACUGAAGAUGUCACACAAAACACACACUCACGUACACGUACAAAUUAUGGAAAUGAAAAAUGACCAUAAUAUACCUUUGUAGUCCUAGGGUUAUAUAUGUCAAACCUGUCUGUUUGUUUGUUAAUAAGUAUAAACUGUGUGUCUGUGUUAAGGAAUUGGUGCAAGCCUGGUGUAUUUAUGUAACAGUGUUGAUUUGUAUGAACACAGCUACCCUGUAUUUGUAAAGGACUUUUUUUUGUUGCUUUGAUUACUAUAAUUUGAUGACAGCUGAAAGUGGAAAUAAAAGAAUGUUUUUACUGUCA
Messenger RNA from Acanthochromis polyacanthus (spiny chromis), 1968 nucleotides. It is a transcript of the gene cpn1, whose product is annotated as carboxypeptidase N, polypeptide 1. Bases 278 to 1624 code for a protein of 448 amino acids. Gene Ontology annotation, biological process: proteolysis. The record is from RefSeq and is a predicted model, not a curated record. The transcript is spliced from 9 exons. Gene Ontology annotation, molecular function: metallocarboxypeptidase activity; zinc ion binding. Lineage: Eukaryota; Metazoa; Chordata; Actinopteri; Pomacentridae.